AGUAUCACCUGCAGGUGCAGCUUGUAUUGCCUUGUAGGACUAUUCGUACCCGUGCCGCCUUGCAUCCGCCUAACAGCAGAGGCGCUACUCAAAACAACGCUUCUUGAAGACUCCUCAAAAAAUGAAAAGUGAUGCUUUGACGAAGCCUUCCUUCUUCAUUCAACCAGGUAUUCUCGUUCUCCAUUUUCUUCUUUGUAACUCACUGCUUUUGCCUUUGCUUUUCGGAGUUCUCUCGUACGUCGAUUUACGAGCGUGCGCCCCAACUCACCAAAAAUAUUAAGGUAUACAUCCCCAUUUUUUUUCUUAUACGAAAUAGUAAAAAGAAGGAGAACACUUGUCGGUUCUUGCAUGCGUUUCUACGGCUUCUCGAUAUGACGGGGACCAGCACAAAAGCCGAGCGGUGGGAGGCCGAUUUGCAGCGCCACACGGCGGCAUUGGCACCGGCGCCGGAGGUCGUAUCGCUCUCACCACCGCUGACUCGAGAUGGCCAGCGACAGCAACAGCGCAGAAAAGAGGAGGUGGCCAUGAUGGCAGCCGCGCCAACCACCGUAGCAGCCGAUGCGGCCGACGCGGCAUCACCGCUGGUCACGGUGAUGGCGUUCAAACACAAAGCGCCAAGACCUCGUCGUCUUCCCUCCUUGUCCACCCCACCAGCUCGCGGCUUCAGCAACCAGCACCAACAGCAGCAGCAGCAGCAGCAGAAAGGUGGUGAUGCGUACACAGCCGCAUUAGCAGAGCAGUGGGACCGCAGGCCCGACACUGCAGCAAAGAAAGCUGUGCACACGGCACGCGAGGAGCAUGGAGAGGGUGGCGACGAGAUCAGAGACGACGUCGCUCGCGAUAUCCCUGGUGAGGAAGGUGAGCCACGGGAGUUUCAGUGCCCGCGUGUACCUCGGAUGGUUCUCGUGCUGCUCGUGUUUACGGCGCUGGCGCAAAGCUUCUCUUCCAGCGCCGUUAUGAUCUUCAUUAACAUCGAGAUGGCCCUCGGCCCAGUCGAGGUGACGCAGUAUUGGAUGUACAUCGGGUACACCGCGUGGUGCCAGCCCUUGAUGGGGUACGUGUCGGACGCGCUGGUGCUUUUUGGUGAGAAGCGGCGACCUCUCUUUCUCCUCGCCGCACUCGGUAACACGCUGAUCUUCUUCUUGUAUUACGCAGUUCCUGCGACGACCAGCACCUACGGCCGGUUUGUCGUCCUGUCGAUUGUAAGCCAAUUCUUUACCAUGGGGUUGUACAUCCCGCUGAACGGCUUGGUGGUGGAGGUGGGCCGGCACGAUGCCGAGACGGAGGAGGAGAGCAUGGCAAGGAUGAGCGCGAUUAUGUCCAAGACGAUGGUUUGGCGCUCUAUUGGGAGCUUGAUCGGGAACGCCCUACAGACGUGUUUGGUGCUCUUCCUCCCUGUCCGGAGCAUCCUGGGCGUCACGAGUGUGGUUAUGGCACUUCUUGUUCCGGUUGUCCUGGUCGCCCCACGCACGCUCUUUUUGCGUCCCGGCGCGCAAGACCAAAAUUUCUACAGGCGUGUGGCGGAGGCGGGACGACUGCUGCGCCGAAGUUUUGACGUUCACGACCUCCGCAGCGACGGCUUCUGCUUUCUUAUUGUCCUUGCGUUCGUCUUCGUGUACACCAUGAUGCCAGACGCGGGCUCAGUCUACUACAACUACCUCUACGGUGCCUACGGCUUUCCGCCGUGGUUCUACUCACUGAACAACUGCAUCGGCUACCUCGGCUCCAUCGCCGGCGCGAGCGUCUUCUCGAUGUGGAUGGACCGCCGCGCGUGGCAGGAGAGCCGCGGCGGCGCGCGCACCUCGAUGUUCUACAUUUUUAUGAUUGGCAGCUUUGCGUGGGCUUUCGGUUACAUAACAAACCUGCUGCUGUGCACCGGGAUUAUCACCGAGAUGCUGCGCAUUUCGGCGGCGAUCUACAUUCCUGUUGACAACUUCUUUAUGUCCAUGUUCGUCCGCUUCGCCUUCAUGCCGACCAUCGCGAUGGCCGCCGAGCACGCGCCGAGGUCUUUUGAGGCGACAACCUUUGAAGUUUUCAGCGUGGCCAGCAUCGGCGGUGGCACCAUCUCGGCCCUGCUCACGAGCAUCAUCGCGCGAGACCUCAACAUCAGCCGCGCCGAUUACAGCAAACUGUGGGUCCUUAUUGUUAUUUCGAUUGUGCUGAAGCUCGUUCCGAUUCCCUUAGCGUACCUUCUUCCGGAGCGGCACAGCAGCACCAAAGAGUCACCUACAAUCGAGGGCGACGAGGCGGGAGAGCAGGAGAGAAACGAGGGGAAGACCGAAGGGGCGUCAGAGUCGAUAUCGAAAGAAGCAAAGGGCAGACUUGGCGCUGCCGAAGCUGUGUCUCACAUCAUGCGAUACGAAAGCUCGCGCAUGUUGCAAGACAGCGACAACGAUGGCGAUUCUUCGCUGCCGUUGACACGCAGCCACCGGAUCUCGUAUUGA
Molecule: messenger RNA, 2444 nt
Organism: Leptomonas pyrrhocoris
Lineage: Eukaryota; Euglenozoa; Kinetoplastea; Trypanosomatida; Trypanosomatidae
Exons: 1
Coding region: 372-2444 (690 amino acids)
Source: RefSeq, a predicted model, not a curated record